Molecule: messenger RNA, 1014 nt
Organism: Branchiostoma belcheri (Belcher's lancelet)
Lineage: Eukaryota; Metazoa; Chordata; Leptocardii; Amphioxiformes; Branchiostomatidae
Product: glutathione S-transferase A-like
Exons: 7
Coding region: 90-782 (230 amino acids)
Cellular component (GO): cytoplasm
Molecular function (GO): glutathione transferase activity; glutathione binding
Source: RefSeq, a predicted model, not a curated record
UACUCUAGCUCCAACCUAACUCACAGUCCUCUUUGCUCCUCUAUUGGCCAUGCAAUUUUGAACAGGGUCUCUUGACUUUUGAGGAAAACAUGGCUGCCAAGGAGAGCGAGGCAGAUUUUUACUGGGGUUCGGGAAGUUUCCCGUGUUGGCGAGCGAUGUUGUGUCUGGCUGAGAAGAAGGUGAAGUACCAGAGCCACCUGCUGUCCAUGGACAAGAAGGAACACAAGACGGACGAAAUACUGAAACUGAACCCUCGUGGCCAGCUGCCUAUCUUCAAACACGGUCAGGUUAUCAUCAAUGAAUCUGUGGGGAUCUGUCAGUAUGUUGAGAGUGCCUUCAAAGGUCAAGGCACCCAGCUGAUGCCUGAGGAGCCUUCCCAGCAGGCCGCAGUCUUGCAGCGUAGCCUGGAGGCGGAGAACGUGCGACAGAAGAUGGUGCUGGACACGCUGAUGUACAUGUGGACAACCAAGCCUGAGGACAUCAGCCAGGACCUGUUGAAGCAGAAGAAGCAAAAUCUUGCUCAGGAGGUCCAGUACUGGGAGGGACAUCUUGCAAAGCUAGGACCUGGGUCACACAUUGCUGGGAAGGACUUCACAGUUGCUGAUGCCACGUUCUGGCCUUCACUAGCCUUCCUGGUGAGACUGGGCAUGCCCAUCCAGACAUGCUGCCCAAACCUGGCCAAGUACUAUGAAAUGGUGAAGCAGCGUCCAACUGUUCAAGAAACCUGGCCGCCCCACUGGAAGACGUCACCUGGUCCGGAUUACUUCAAGGACUUGUUUUAAGGAGGAUGUUUAGAUGCUUGAAGGGGGCUUUGUACUUUGAGGGCUUUGAUACAUUCGUGUAAUUUGAGUGAUUAAAUCUCUUCAACAGUCACAACACCAUUGCAAUAUAUGUAAAGUACAUGCAAUAUAAGAAUAAAAUUAUUCUUUGUCAUGAGCAAUACUAACCCUGGAUGUAUAAAGACUUCUCAACUUCCACGUAAUGUCUGAAGACAACAUAUUUUGUAAGAUAGCU